UCCCCGCACAUGUUCAACAAAUGGUGCUGAUUAAAGAAGAAGAAUCUGAAGAAUGGAGGCCUGGUGUGGACCCGCUGGACCCAGAGCCCCUCAACAUAAAACAGGAAGAAAAGGAACCUUGGACCUGUCUGGAAAGAGACCAACUCAAUGUGAAAGAGGAGACUGAUGUCACCAGGUUUUCCAUAACUGCAGUUCAUUUGAAAAGUGAAGAUGAUGAAGAGAAGCCUCUGUUUUCACAGAUUCAUCAGUACCAAGUGGAGGACAGAAAUCUUGCAACCAGCAGCUCAGCUGAUCAGAUGAAAGAAGCAACUAACGGAGAUAAUUGUAGAGAGGCAGAAACUAUCAGGAACCCAAAUCUAAACACUCACAAAGACGAUACCAACUCUUCAGACACUGAACUCAGUGAGGAUUAUGAAAAUGACGGGGAUGUAAGCUAUCCUGACUCUGAGAUGAAGAACUUUUCAGACUGUGGACCAAAAACUAAAGACAGUUUAAGCUGCUUCGAAUGUGGUAAACAGUAUGUCGACAACCAGUCUCUUCAGAGACAUAUGACAUGUCAUCCAGGGGUAAGGUCUUCAAACUGUUUUGUUCAUAUGAAAAGUGAUGGAGUGAAGAAAAAUGUAGAGUCACACAGAAAUGUUCAGACAGAACCAAAAUCAUUUAAAUGUGAUGACUGCACCAAAAGAUUUACCAGCAAAAAAUGUGUAAAAGCACACAUGGAAGUCCACACUGGAGACAAACCUUUUCCUUGUGAUGUUUGUGGGCAAAGAUUAAGCCGUAAGUCAAAUUUAAACUCUCACAUGAGAAUCCACACAGGAGACAAACCAUUUCCUUGUGAUGUUUGUGGACAAAAAUUUAGCCAUAAGUCAAGCGUACGCUCCCACAUGAGAAUCCACACGGGAGACAAACCAUUUCCUUGUGAUGUUUGUGGACAAAAGUUUAGUUUAAAGUGUAGUUUGAACAAACACAAGAGAAUUCACACAGGAGACAAACCUUUUCCUUGUGCAGUUUGUGGACUACGGUUUAGCCAGAAAUGUACUUUGGAUAAACACAUGAGAACCCACACAGGAGACAAACCAUUUCCUUGUGAUGUUUGUGGACAAAAAUUUGGCCAAAAAGCAAGUUUAAACUCCCACUUGAGAAUCCAUACUGGUGAGAAGCCGUUUCCUUGUGAUGUUUGUGGACAAAGGUUUAGCCGAAAAUCACAUAUAACUUCCCACAUGAGAGUCCACACAGGAGACAAACCUUUUCCUUGUGAGGUUUGUGGACAAAGGUUUAGCCAUAAGAGGAGCUUAAACUCCCACUUGCGGAUCCACACAGGAGACAAACCAUUUCCUUGUGAUAUUUGUGGACAAAGAUUUAAGGAAAAGUCAUAUUUUAACUCUCACAUGAGAAUCCACACAGGAGACAAACCAUUUCCCUGUGAUUUUUGUGGACAAGAAUUUAGGCAAAAGUCAAAUUUAAACUCUCAUAUGAGAAUCCAUACAGGAGACAAACCAUUUCCGUGUGAUGUUUGUAGGCAAAGGUUUAGCCAUAAGAAGAGUUUAAACUCUCACAUGAGAAUCCACACAGGAGACGGGUAA
Molecule: messenger RNA, 1583 nt
Organism: Nematolebias whitei (Rio pearlfish)
Lineage: Eukaryota; Metazoa; Chordata; Actinopteri; Cyprinodontiformes; Rivulidae
Product: zinc finger protein OZF-like
Exons: 1
Coding region: 21-1583 (520 amino acids)
Source: RefSeq, a predicted model, not a curated record